UGAAACACCUGAUUGAAUACAUGUAAUUUGAUUCGUUUAAAAAAAUCUUCUUUUUUUUCUGUAAUAAAAUUGAAAUUAAUAUUCAUCCAUCGUGUUACUUUGACUGGCCUCAAUGACAUCAUAACCUAAAAACCGUCACUUAAUUUGUCAAACAUGCAUAAAAAUAAUAUUGGAGACGCAACUUUGCCUGAAGAACUAAUACUUCAAGAAAGACUUCUGAGAAUCUUAACAACAUCGCCCCAAAACUCUGAUAUGGCCUUCCUAUACUUCAACGAAGACUUCUCCGAAUACCCCCCAUCAGCGUCUCUAUUCUCUGAUGACGAUGAAGAUCCAAAUAUAAAAGAAAUUGAACCGGAUCAUAAUAGAUCAAAGGCAACUCAUAAUAUGCUUCUUAAGCUCGUAACUAGUAAGAUAAUAGACCAAAAAAGGGAAAAUAUACAUAAUUUCGCUCACAUUCAAGACAUUGUAACCAGAGUACACUUACCCUCAGAAGAAUUCGCUCAAGUGGUCAUGCUAAGCCCCUUAAAGAGAUUUUUUUCCAGACUAUGGUCCUGGUGCAGAAAGUCAAAAAAGUAUUGAAUCCUGCCCUGUAAUGGGCUUAUAAAAUAAGGGGUGAAUUUCCCUUAUAUGUAUAUACAUAAACGGUAGUAAUGUUCUAAUUGGUUUAAUGAAAUUGCUUCUAUUGUUACUUUCGGGGUUUUAAGGGAAGGAAUAUUGAUUGCUUGGGGUCAGGUUUGUGGUCAUAUGGGCCCAAAAGGGCAAAUAAUAAAAUGGGAUAAGAGUA
Anthonomus grandis grandis is the source of this 784-nucleotide messenger RNA. RefSeq lists its product as uncharacterized. The coding region runs from base 154 to 579 and encodes 141 amino acids. The record is from RefSeq and is a predicted model, not a curated record. The transcript has 3 exons. Lineage: Eukaryota; Metazoa; Arthropoda; Insecta; Coleoptera; Curculionidae.